UGACCAAUCAGUGGCCGCACUGCUCGUCCUCUCCGCUCUCCGUCUGCACCAGGCGUCUGACGGAUUCAACACCGAAACUAUCCACCGGUAUGGCCGCCGUGGAAAUGUCCGCUACCGCCUCUGAAGAAGCCCCCGCGGACGGUGUAGAGAACGACUCCCCACCCGAGAAAACGACCGAAGAGGACGGCGGAGAGGCAAAAGCCAAAGACCCAUCCGCACCGGAAGAGAAGGAGGCAGGGCGCACCGCUGAACCCGACAGAGCAACACCAAAAGCGGAGGCCGGUGAAGAGGAGCCCGCUGCCGACAGAGAGAAGGCCGCAAACGAACCAGCGUCGGACCGCCAAGCAUCUGAAGCCACCACCUCCGCGGAAGAGCAAGUGGGCACUAAAUCAGAGCCGCAGGAUAUAGAAAACAAUGCAACUGCUAACGAAAACACCGCGAAAGAAGCGAAAGAGGAGCCCGGAGAGGAGAGCCGGUGCGAGGAGGUGAUGGAUUGCGAGAAAAGCAAAGCAGAGGACGGGGAGAAAUCGAGCAGUGCAGGCGGGGAGAUCGGUGACAAGAGGCGGCCAAGUGUAGAAAUCUCAUCCUCGGACGGAGAACCACUGAGCCGUAUGGACUCCGAGGACAGUAUUAGCAGUACUCUGAUGGAGAUGGAGAGCACAGUGUCCAGCGGGCGCUCCACUCCGGCCAUGAUGAACGGUCAGGGCAGCGCUGGUUCGUCAGGGCCUAAGACCGUGGCAUAUCCAUGCUGCUGGGACCUGUGUCCGCAGUACUUCAACUCCAGCCCGGACCUGGCCGAGCACAUUCGGGGCAUUCACGUAGAUGGCCAAAGAGGAGGGGUCAGUAUGAAGACCUCAGAGCAGGGGUCUCAAACUGUGUUCGUGUGUCUGUGGAAGGGCUGUAAAGUCUACAACACGCCCUCGACCAGUCAGAGCUGGCUCCAGAGACACAUGCUAACCCACAGUGGUGAUAAGCCUUUCAAGUGUGUGGUAGGUGGCUGUAAUGCUAGCUUUGCGUCCCAAGGAGGGCUAGCGCGGCAUGUUCCAAGUCACUUCAGCCAGCAGAGCUCCUCUAAACUGUCUAGUCAGGCCAAACUCAAAGAGGAGUCGCCUUCAAAAGCAGGGCUCAACAAGAGGAAGAAACUCAAGAACAAGCGCCGCUGCUCUCUACCUCGUCCCCACGACUUCUUUGACGCCCAAACAAUGGACGCGAUUCGCCACAGAGCCAUCUGUCUCAACCUGGCAACCCACAUUGAGAGUGUGGGCAAUGGCCACAGUGUGGUCUUCCAUAGCACGGUGCUGGCCAAGAGGAAAGAGGGGUCUGGGAAAGUGAAGGUGCUACUGCAUUGGACUCCAGAGGACAUAUUACCUGACGUUUGGGUGAACGAGGCAGAGCGGACGCAGCUGAAGACUAAAGUGGUGCACUUAUCCCAGUUACCGCAGGACACGGCCAUGCAGCUAGACCCCAACAUUUACAGAGCUCUUCCACAAAAGCGACUGAAGCGUAGCCUGUGAGGAGUCAACAUGGACUCAUGGAAAUCCUUGUACCCUUAUCUAUUUGAGAACGGGACACUGCUCGCCUGUCUUUUGCCAAACUGAGAAGUGGCGAUAAAAACUGACAGAUCUUGGCGGCGUAAGACUUUUCAUUUUUGUUAAUUUCACAUUUCUGACAUUGCCAAGCGAUGUGGAACGGACUCAAGCAAAAACACCAAUCACACUUUUAACAAGCACCUCACUGAGAAUAUUCUUUGGUGUAAAACAGUUUUACCUGUACUGGGAACAUGCAUUUUAUAACUGUUUUUGUAAAAAGUAUUCAUGCAGAUUUGUAACUUAUUUUUAUAAUAAUACUGAUGUACUGUGGGAUUUUUGUGAAUGUUUUUGGAUAAGAACAACUUGCUGUGAUAAUCUAUACAACUGUAACUUGUGGGGAAUACAUGGGCAUAGUUAUAAACAUGGUAGUCCACAAUCCUACUUCUACUUCCUAAAUGCAGUGUGUUUGAUGGUGACUUGAGGUUACAGUAGUGAAGUGUACAAUGCAAUACACAAUACUGCCGUAGCAAUAACUGACUUUGUAUCUUAUGUGUAGCUGCUUAUCUUAGUUGUUUAAAGAAGACAUAUUGUGCAAAUUUCACUUUUAAAUUCUUAGAGCUUUAGCCUUGUUAUUAUUGUUUUCCUUUGCAUUGACUUACUUGAAGUUGCAUUUAGAGUGAUUCAUGUGUGCUUGAGUAAUCUUUAUUCUCCUGCAAUGCAAACGCCAUUUUUCAAAAAAAUCCCUGUUUUCACCUACACCCACUUCUCUGUACUUUGGUUGAUGAUACACGAAGGAUUCAGCAGCAACACUUAACCAUUUUGGCACAAGUUAAAAAAAAAAUCUGCUGCUAGCUACCAGCACUUUGUUGUGAGGACGUAUACGCAGAUGUCAGUCAGUAUAAAUUCUUGCUUCUCAGGCCAGUACCUUCAGAUUGAAAAUGACUGCCGGAUGGUCUCAAUUUUAAAAACGUUGCCCAGAUGACUACCUCUGAAACUUUUUGUACCAUCCACAGGUGUCAUAUAUAACUCCAUAGCUGACAAAAGCAUAAUAUGUCUACUUUAAACUUGCAGACCAAUUACGGGCACAUACUACUUUUAAGUAUAUAAUCCCCACAAAUGCUACAAAUAUGGUUUUAACACUUUAACUCUCCUAACAUCUGAAUCCAUUUUCUGUUUUUUUCUUUUUGUUAGUUCAGAGACAAGCUAAACAGUUAGUUGCACCUUACACGGCAGCUCAAGUUGCAAAUCCAAACUAAAACAAAGAGUAACCUAGAACUUUGUAGAUACAUUUCUAAGAAAAAUAAUAUUAGAUAAAGCAGUGGUUAGUUUUGAAUGUAACUAAACAAGCUAAAAUAAUUUCAAAGUCUUUAAAACAGUAUUCAUUGUUCCACCUCCUCUCUCUGAUAUGUUAAAGCACUUAGUGAUUUGUUCUUCGAUGUGUUUCCUACUGUAUGUGGUCGCUGUUGGAAGUGUUUUGUAAUAAAAUGGGGAAAAUGAAAA
Periophthalmus magnuspinnatus is the source of this 3029-nucleotide messenger RNA. RefSeq names its product zinc finger protein AEBP2-like. The coding region runs from base 90 to 1514 and encodes 474 amino acids. The transcript has 9 exons. Gene Ontology annotation, cellular component: ESC/E(Z) complex. Gene Ontology annotation, biological process: regulation of transcription by RNA polymerase II. The record is from RefSeq and is a predicted model, not a curated record. Lineage: Eukaryota; Metazoa; Chordata; Actinopteri; Gobiiformes; Gobiidae.